Messenger RNA from Colletotrichum costaricense, 264 nucleotides. RefSeq lists its product as uncharacterized. The annotation marks the transcript as partial. NCBI's taxonomy places the organism in Eukaryota, Fungi, Ascomycota, Sordariomycetes, Glomerellales, Glomerellaceae. The record is from RefSeq and is a predicted model, not a curated record. The transcript has a single exon.
CCCCAAGACUCGACUUCGCCGGAGGGAUCACAUACCUGUAACCUGGCAUUGUCUGGCAUAUCAAAGUCGCACAACAUUGACGUCUACCCAAUUCAUUCUCUCGCCGAGAAGAAAUGCGGAGCACUCUAUGCGACAGUGUGGCUCAGCGGUGAGUCUACAACAAGCUUCCAAGAUGCGCCAAGCUACACGAACUCUAACCCUGCAAACGCGAAGUGCCUCGAGACUGAAGAUGGCCGACUUGACAGCCCUGACGCCGACUCAUGA